UUUAGUUGAGAAAGAUAAACUGGAUGAAUGUGCUAAAACAGCUAAACAGUCAUUUUCAAAACGGAGAUUGUCAUUCUUGAAGUCCCCGUGAAUAACUGGCUGGUGUUGUUAUGCAUGGUUGGUACAAUGGAAUUUAAGAGAGCAAAAGUUAAUUUUCAAUAUGGCGGAUACGAAGUAAACAACGGCAUGUUCAAACUACUUGUCUUGUUGAUAUUUCUAGUGCUUCUGCUUUCCGUUAUUCAAUGUUUACUUAUGUUUUCAAGCUGCAAAGAAAAUGGAAUCAACCUUCGUUACAGCAAUUAUGAAAACAUUCAGAGAAGCAAGAAUUCACUAAAUCAAGGUACUCCGCUGCCACCAUCACCUAAAACAACCGCGAGAAUAACUAAAACCAAUAAGGAAACACAAAUGGAGAGGCAGCAGAUAUUGCGGAAUUUCUGCCGCUAUAACCAAACAAAAGAUCAGUUAAGAAGAAGUAAACCUCUGAUGAAUAAUAUGUUCUAUAGUGAAAAGAAAGAAAUUAUUUACUGUUCCAUACCAAAAGCUGCUUGUACAAAUUGGAAACGAUUGCUUCAAGUUUUUGAUGGAAGAAUGAAAGACUUGUUUCAAGUUAAGGACAAGGACCAGCUGCACAAUAUGAAAUAUUCAAUGCUACGAAAUCUAAAUGAAACAGAACUUGCAUGGAGAAGAAACUCUUACUAUGCUUUCGUGUUCGUCAGACAUCCGUUCGAGAGAUUAUUUUCCGCAUAUCGAAAUAAAUUAAAGCAACCAGCCCAUCCUGGUUUUCAAAAGCGGUACGGUUCGGUUAUAUUAAGGAUGUUUCGUGUAAAUCUAAGUAAAGCAGAAUACGAUGCAGGAAAAGGGGUAACUUUUAAAGAAUUCUUAAUGUAUUUAAUUUCAGUACAUCAGAAAAAAGGGCAUAAAGCUUUUGACGAACACUGGCAAAUAAUGACAAAACUGUGCAGUCCUUGCACUAUGAAAUACGACUUCAUUGGCAAAAUGGACACGCUGCUGCAAGACGCUGAAGAGGUAUUGAAACAGACAGGUCUUUACGAAAAAUACAAGUUCCCUUACAACGCCACUGAUAAUUAUAGAGAAAGCGCUAAUUCUGUUAUGAUGAGAUUUUAUUUAGAAAUUCCCAAGUCUUUUCUACGCACGUUAUAUAACAUUUACAGGGACGAUUUCAUUUCUUUUGGAUUUUCUGGAAAGCAAUUUGGUUUAGAAGAUAGUUAAUAGUAAUUGAUUUUUAAAUCAAUUUUUUUUUAUAUUGUUUUAUUGAUGUAAUAAAAAACAUGAAAUUUGUUAAACUGGGCACAAAACAAGAUAAAUAUUGUA
Hydractinia symbiolongicarpus is the source of this 1332-nucleotide messenger RNA. RefSeq names its product carbohydrate sulfotransferase 11-like. Bases 115 to 1230 code for a protein of 371 amino acids. Gene Ontology annotation, cellular component: membrane. Gene Ontology annotation, biological process: carbohydrate biosynthetic process. The transcript has 4 exons. Gene Ontology annotation, molecular function: sulfotransferase activity. The record is from RefSeq and is a predicted model, not a curated record. Lineage: Eukaryota; Metazoa; Cnidaria; Hydrozoa; Anthoathecata; Hydractiniidae.